Molecule: messenger RNA, 1111 nt
Organism: Mytilinidion resinicola
Lineage: Eukaryota; Fungi; Ascomycota; Dothideomycetes; Mytilinidiales; Mytilinidiaceae
Exons: 2
Coding region: 49-642 (197 amino acids)
Source: RefSeq, a predicted model, not a curated record
CAUCCACCAACCUCCUCCAUGAACAAGCUUCAUCUGUACAACUAACGAAUGGAUCUUCCUACUGUUACAGAGGAAGAUCUGCGAGGUUUCCAUUCCAAGCACUUCCCAUCUGCCCCACUUCCCGCGGUCUUCUUCCAUGUCGACGACACGUCUGUCGAGGCAUACGAGGAAGAAGAUGACGACGGGCUGGGCUACUACGUAGACGGCGUGAAGCGUACUCUCACCGACGAACAGAUUGCCAUCUUUCGGCACACUGAGAUCCAGACGAUCAUCAAAGAGCUGCGACAGGCUCGCCAAGACAAGGAAGCCGAUGGAGCAUGCACGCCAACCAGCGAGGAGUCAGACCACGGGUUGAAGAAAACCAUGGCUGAGUUCACGCCCUAUGGAGAGGGCGUGAAGCGGAAGAGGCUCGACUUGUCCUCACUAGUACCCCGAAAGCGCUCCAACAACCGUCUGCCUGAUCCCGAACCCGGCUGGGAAGAUAUCAGCAAAAUGCGCAACUGGGAGCCGGAGAUGACUUGGGAGGGUGGUGACAAAUCUCCAGAUCACUUUGCAAGCGAUGAGAUGGACGACAAGAUGCCGAGACGCGUCGCGAGAGAGGAGGAUGACCUCAAAGUUGAAAAUAUAGAGCUGGACUACUGAAGUCGAAGGCAGCCUUGAAAAUCUGAUUGCAACGUGCAGCCUCACCCCGGACAGGACCCACAGCUACGACUAGCUAAUUCAAUGAUCUCUCACAACCUCAUCCUGGUUAGUACUCAUCUCGUACCUUCUUUCUGAUCUAUGCAAUGAUGAGCACAAUAUCAUCCUUAGUCCGAGCCUGGCCUCGACUAACUCUCCUGAAGACGGUCCGUCCUCUCAUGCAUUGCACUCUGUGUGAUUGGGCUGGCUGUCCGACGUUGUGACCUGCUUGGUUGGCAAUGGGGACGCCGAAUUAAUCUUCUCUCUGAUUCAGACUUUAUGCACCAGCGUUAUCGUUUCUUCAACUUUUGUCUUCGCAUAUAUGCUAAUACAAGGAGUCACAUAGGCAUAAAGGAACACCAGCGCGUACAUCUAGAGUCCUAGGAUAUCAGUCUACGUAUACUUGGGCGCCACGGUCUGAAGUCCUUCCAUA